AUGGGUGCACAACGCACAUGUGGGCGACCUUCGCUCGAGGAACACUUUACGGCGUACAUGAAGACGAAGCAUGCAGCACAACACAUUGAGCACACAUCUGAACAGAAACCUGUUGACACCGCAUCACCAAUACCUACCAAGACAACACGCGAUCCCAUCUCACAUCACUCGACACAUUGCAAGCCGAUCGACUCAGCAAUAGGCUCACCAGAAGCACCAGCAUCGACCAAAUCCACCGACUCAGACUCUCAAACUCACCCCGGCGCAAGACCCUCCACAGACUCAUCUUUCAAAGCCCCAACACCGCUCCGCAACUACCGCGAAGAGCCCAAGCUCUGGGAAGAUUGGUCCCACGAAGGCGGCAAAGCAGGCAAAGCAAUCGCAGACUGGAAGGAGAAAUUCGUCCCUCUCAUCCACGACGUGACCAAGGCCAUGACCAUCCAGGAACGAACCGAAUUCUUCGACCAGCUGACCGAGGACGAUGAGGACCGAUACCUCCAGCCCUUGGCGUGUUACUACACCGUCUACCCCGACCACAUCCCAGACCGCGACCUCAACGAGAAGCAGGUGAAGAAGAUAGAAGACGGAACGAACGACCUCCCACCGCGCAUAGCAGCAGCCCAGAAACGGGUCUUUGCCCGCCACUUCGAUGGGGAAUGGAACUGGGACCCCGAGCGUCCCAUCAUCACUCUCGAGCCAGAUCUCGGUCCCAGGGACGAAGCGUCCCCAGAUGAAGAAUUGGGAAUUUGCCAGCACUGCAUCUCCCAGACUCGAAAGGGUAAAGCCAUGAAGAUCGUCAAACCGGUCAUGAUUCCCGUCCGAGCUAUCCAAAGGAAACUUUCAAAGAGCGUUAGAGUUGAAAGUCAGGCUGGCAGCUCGGUGGCGUCACGGGAGACAUCAGACGAUGAAGAGUCUAGCGAAACCUCCUCCGGCUCGAAACAUUCGAAGCCGAGAGAUGUGACGGAGACGGGGGUGGGGAGGCGGAGACCUAUGAGUGUGCCGCGUAGAAGGAGAGGGAAAGAAUCGGGGGCGGAUAGGUGA
Molecule: messenger RNA, 1041 nt
Organism: Fulvia fulva
Lineage: Eukaryota; Fungi; Ascomycota; Dothideomycetes; Mycosphaerellales; Mycosphaerellaceae
Exons: 1
Coding region: 1-1041 (346 amino acids)
Source: RefSeq, a predicted model, not a curated record